Molecule: messenger RNA, 6313 nt
Organism: Sardina pilchardus (European sardine)
Lineage: Eukaryota; Metazoa; Chordata; Actinopteri; Clupeiformes; Clupeidae
Gene: nlk2
Product: nemo-like kinase, type 2
Exons: 11
Coding region: 1283-2875 (530 amino acids)
Biological process (GO): intracellular signal transduction; protein phosphorylation
Cellular component (GO): cytoplasm; nucleus
Molecular function (GO): ATP binding; MAP kinase activity
Source: RefSeq, a predicted model, not a curated record
AAACACGCAGAUUCACCACUCUGAUUGGUGGAGAACCCUUCAAUCAGUACAGGAUUCGACGGGUACCCAAAAACCUUCGGUUGCGCGUGUGCUUCCCCAGGUCCUGGCAGCGCCAUCCGGCUGGAGGGAGAGGAUUCUGGCCGCUUGUUUUGUCACUGCAAAGGAACACUGGAUGUUUUUAUUUUUAUUUUAAUUUCUAUUUUUUCUGGAUGUACAUGGGCGUGCUGCCAACAGGGACAAAGCAGCAAAGUGGCCAUCCACAACGUCGCUAUCGAUGGAAAAAAUAAGUUGACUGCCCGUGGAAGAAUUUUGUUUUCCUCGUUCCAGGGGAGAGGAGAGCUCAUUUUUAUCAAAAUGAAUCGGAUUUCAAGAAUCAAGGGAGUGCGGGAGUAGUGACAUUCAGAGGAAGACAGCGACCCACAUUUCGAGAACACUGCACGAACGUCAAUAUCCUAAACGCCAUAUCGAUGGUCACAUUUCCGCGCGACGGUGCUUGAAAAAAAAUUGUUACACGGUGGUGUUACAUAGGUAAAGAUUUGUUCGAUGAGAGGCAUUUUGCCUGCGUGUAAAGCCAAAAUACAAGUAAGCUAGCAAGUGACAAGCUAGCGAGCGUGGCCUGAUUGAGACCCAGCUAACUUCUGCAAACUGAAUGCAGCACUGGCAGUGGGAACAGCGUCGGUGCUGGAUCAGACAAUAUGGCAAACAUGAGGAAAUUGAAAAGAUGAACGUGUGCUGUCCUAUGUAAAUGCACAUCGAUUUCCCUUUUCUUUUCAAAAAGGGGGGAAUCAGACGAAUUUGGAGUGAGGAGAGUUGCUCAUCACUUCCAACAUGCGGGAGAUUUAAGGCCGUGUAACAUUUAUUUAUUGUGGGGGGAGCGGGAUUUAUUUUUGUGGCAUCAACAUUUUAGCUUGUUCAGUUUAUUUUGUGAAGCAAGCAGAUUCUUGUACAGAAAUUCUUUAAGAAGCUUAAUAUUGCAUUAGUCGUUAGCAUUUUGCACGCAAUAGUGAAGGUCCAUUUUCAGAACUAGGUCAGAUUGGUAGAAUGAUAAACCUGAAGACUCAGUGAGAGUGUGGUAAUUAUGACAACUGACACAUUAAUUUCCUUCUCAUGUCAGACACUUUUGGUUUGAUUUUUGUUUUUGUAUCGUUACAUAUGACAGCCAAAUGACAGUUUGAAAACCACUGCUUGACAAGUCACACAUUUAGUCCGUUCACCGUGAGCUCCCACUAGGGACCCAUUUUUGCUCCUGUUCUUUUCUUCCCCUUGUUUUUGUUUUGAGUGGAUGGCUCUCUGCGGAACAACGGCAACUAAUGCCGCAAAAAUGAUGGCCGCGUACAACGGUGGUGCCUCAGCAGUGGCGGCACACCACCCGCACCAUCACCACCAACUACCGCACCUUCCACCCCCUCACCUCCACCACCACCACCACCCCGGACAACAUCAUCUGCAGCAUCCUGGCUCGGCCGCUGCCGUCCAUCCCGUUCAACAGCACGCCUCUACGGCUGCGGCAGCCGCGGCCGCUGCUGCGGCGGCGGUGAUGCUGAACCCGAGCCAGCAGCAGCCCUACUUUCCAUCGCCAGCUCCUGGACAAGCACCAGGCCCAGCGGCGGCUGCUGCACCAGCCCAGGUUCAAGCUGCUGCGGUUGUCAAAGCUCACCACCACCACCAUCAGCAUUCGCAUCAUUUACAACAACAGCUGGACAUAGAACCCGACAGACCCAUCGGAUACGGAGCGUUCGGAGUAGUUUGGUCAGUGACGGAUCCAAGAGAUGGCAAACGGGUCGCCCUCAAAAAGAUGCCCAAUGUCUUCCAGAAUCUGGUUUCCUGCAAGAGGGUCUUCCGCGAGCUGAAGAUGCUCUGUUUCUUCAAGCAUGACAAUGUCCUGUCAGCCCUUGACAUUCUGCAGCCUCCUCAUAUCGACUACUUUGAGGAAAUCUACGUGGUGACAGAACUGAUGCAGAGCGACCUUCACAAGAUCAUCGUGUCCCCUCAGCCCCUGAGCUCCGACCACGUCAAAGUCUUUCUCUACCAGAUACUGAGAGGGCUCAAGUACCUGCACUCAGCUGGCAUCCUGCAUCGAGACAUUAAGCCUGGGAACCUUCUGGUCAACAGCAACUGUGUCCUCAAGAUCUGCGACUUUGGCCUGGCGCGCGUGGAGGAGCUGGACGAGUCGCGUCACAUGACCCAGGAGGUGGUGACGCAGUACUACCGCGCCCCCGAGAUCCUCAUGGGCAGCCGCCACUACUCCAACGCCAUCGACAUCUGGUCCGUCGGCUGCAUUUUCGCCGAGCUGCUCGGCCGGCGAAUCCUCUUCCAGGCACAGAGCCCCAUCCAGCAGCUGGACUUGAUCACAGACCUGCUGGGUACGCCGUCUCUGGAGGCCAUGAGGACUGCGUGUGAGGGGGCCAGAGCUCACAUCCUGCGGGGACCCCACAAACAGCCAUCUCUUCCAGUGCUCUACACACUGUCCAGCCAGGCCACUCAUGAAGCCGUUCAUCUGCUCUGCAGGAUGCUCGUCUUUGAUCCAUCAAAGCGGAUCUCUGCGAAGGACGCGCUGGCUCACCCGUACCUGGACGAGGGCCGCCUGCGCUACCACACCUGCAUGUGCAAGUGCUGCUACACCACCUCCACGGGCCGGGUCUACACCAGCGACUUCGAGCCCGUCACCAAUCCCAAGUUCGACGACGGGUUUGAGAAGAAUCUCACGUCGGUCAGACAGGUGAAAGAGAUCAUCCACCAGUUCAUUCUGGAGCAGCAGAAGGGGAACCGUGUGCCACUCUGCAUAAACCCCCAGUCUGCGGCGUUCAAAAGCUUCAUCAGCUCCACGGUGGCUCAGCCCUCUGAGAUGCCCCCGUCUCCUCUGGUGUGGGAGUAAAGCCCACUGACCGCUGGGAAGGUCCAGCGCCCCCUGGUGGCCACAGCCCUGCCCAAGUGUCCUCCAUGAAACUCCUUCACAUCCCAACCACGAACCCCCCCACUCAGAACUACUGAAGAGGACCAGGCACCCACCAUAACCCCCCACCCACCCCAGACAACUACGUAGCAUUUCACUGGAGUCUAGGACUAGCAAGGAAAGACGUUUUCUUAUCACAUUGUGUACUGUAAUACUAACUGAAGAUGGAUUUUGUUUUUCUUCUUUUUUUUUGGUUGUUUUUCUUUUUUUGUUGAUGUACCAACCACUGCUGAUUAGAGUGUGUUUUUGUUAGAUAAAACAGGGGAUGGAUGGGGUUGGAGGGAGAGGACUCGUGGGUGAAAGGCGAACAAUAAUUUUGUGAAUGCGCUCACGCAAACUCAUACACACGCACCGAAGUCUGCGUGUGUGUGUGUGUGUGUGUGUUUCUGGAGGCUCUUGGCCCACUGUGGACAGGAAUGUGAAGUGUGAGCUGGGCCCAGCGCUCUGCUUCUCUGCGUCCUGUUCAAGUCAAACACACGGCUGUCAGAAGAUCUGAGAGGGGAAAAAAGACAUGGAAGAGGAGGAAGAAAAAGACAGACGAGGUGGUGGACGAGAGUCCCUGUGUGCCGUUUGGAUCCUCCUUUAUUCGUCUGUCUUCAAGAGGCUGGGGUCUGGUCUGUUGAGCCACACGCAGAAGACACCACACUUUCCUCCUCUCUCUCUCUCUUGCUCUCUCUCCCCCACUGUCCUGACUGAAAGGAUGACCUGAAUGUGCUGUAUUUUAUUUAUACUCUCAUACUGUUAAGCAUUAUGAUAAGAAGUUCAUGUACGUUAGAUUUUAAUUUCUUGGUGUUUGCCUCUCACUUUCUAUCUCUUUCAGUCUCUUUCUUACCAUUCCUACUUUUGUAGUAACAGGCCGUAUAUCCUGAUUUUAUUUUAUUUUAUUUUUGUCUGUUGCUUUGUUUAGCUCCAGUCAGCGUAGUGAGCUGUUAGCCCUGCUUGACUCUGAGGUCUGCGGGGUCUGUGUCUCCCUAACAGCACAGACUGCAGAGCGAUGAGGCUGUGGCCUUGCCCAGGAGCUUGGAGUGCGGGCAGUUGAGGGCGCUGUGAAAACACGUGGGCUCUCCAGAGGUCCCGCGCGGAUCAAGUCUUUUGGACAAAACUGAGAGCAAGACAGUGGAGUUUUCACAGACUGGGGGGUGGGGGGGGGAGGCAGUAUCUUUCUUUCCAUGUUUUUGUGUUCGGGCUCUUUCUUUAUUUGAAGUGUUGUCCGAGACCUGGUCAUAGUAGGCUUAGUCAUGCCAGGUCCCUUGCUGUAAGGACAGAGGAGACAACCUUGUGCUUGUUGAGCAGUCUCUGUUCACAAACAGAUAAGUGAGAGGACAAGAGGAUGCUGCUCUGCCUCUUUCUCUGUGGAGUUGGCAGCCAAUGAGGAGCGGUCAUGCGGUGUGUCUGUCCGCUGUAAUGAGGACAGAGUGACCACGGACAAACAGGCACAUAGUUAGACAGGAGGGAGGAAAGAGCGAACGUUGAAGUGUCCAUUUCAACAGUAGGGGCAAAUCAGCAGACAUUAGAAAAUGAUUGAUGUAACCAUUCCUUGAAGAUAUUUAAUUUAUUCCAUGUAAAACAUGGCCGAAGGUCCCCAAAGGAAGGUGUGUGCGUGUGUGUGCGUGUGUGUGCGUGUGUGUGCGUGUGUGAGAGAGUGAGAGAGUGAGAGAGUGAGAGAGUGAGAGAGCGUGCCUGCGGGUUGUGCUUGUGUAUGUAUGUAUGUUUGAGUGCAUGUGUGUAUGCCAGAGUAUGUGUGGGCAAAAGGAUAAUGCUAGCGUAUGUAUCCUUGCAUAAGUACCAUGCUAGAGACUUGUAUUAACGUUUGCUCAUUGAUUUGUCCAUGCGUUUUUACAUCUGCUGAAAUGGACCAUCAUGGAGUGGGAGCAGGAGUGCUGUGAGGCGGGCUGUAAAAGCUGCCCCCGAGCUUUCAGUCGGCAUGUUGGGUCAGACAGCCCCAGGACAGGCCAUGACGUCCAGUCAGGAGCAAGACCAGCUCCAAAGUAGGCUCUUACUCCCCAGGAUUAAACCAGAGGAAUAUUCUCACCGCCAUUACGCAUACACUGUAUAGUCACACUCGUACCUAUCCAUACACACCCAGGAGCAGAAAAAAAGAGAAACUAUUUAAUAUAUUUUUAGAUGAUUUUUUAAUUAUUAUUUCUUUCUUAAUGUUUCAAUGGCAUGCUCUCAUGACCCACUGAAUAUGUUAUGUAAAUACAUGAGUAGCUACUAGGAUGAAACAUCAGAAAAAUUCUACAGUGGAUUAAAAAAAAAAAAAAAAAACUUGCAGUUCCUAAAAAACUGAGGAAGACUCCAACAUUACUGCUGUAUAGAAGGUGAGGCCUGCACAUUUUUAGGGCUGUGAUUUUUUUUUUUGUCUUCUCUUUUUUUUCUGAGACUCCCAUAUAAUUAUAUAUGUAUAUAAUUUUGUUUUUGUUUAUCUUUUCUUAACUCCCCUUGCAGUAAGAAAGUGUUAAGAGAUAAUCCAAAUUACAAGCAGAACACAUAGCCAAUUAUGUUAAUUGUGUAUUGUGUGUACUUAAGAGAUGUGGAUAUGAGUAUCGAAGUAGAAGCCCUCUUUUAUUAUUAUUAUUAUUAUUAUUAUUAUUUUAUCCUUUAGACAACAAAACACUGAACUAAUUGUGUAUAUGUAUAUAAUGGAUUCACAAUGUUGGUCUCUACCUCUUGAGCUCAAUGACUUGGUUGUUUACCUCCACAUUUUUGAUUUUACCGUGGAGAUUUAAAACUUGAAUGUCCCUUCCAGUUUUUAUAUUCCUACAAAAAAACUCCCACUCUGGAAUGAAAGUCAUCAUCAAAAUUCAAAUUACAUGAGGAGGAGGCCCCUUGUAUUCCUAUUUGGAAAAUGACAUACCUUAUUCUUGGCCAAGUAUUCUCUGACUGUUAGUUCACCGAAAUCCUAUUUGACGUGUCAACCUUCAGUAAUUGAGGUUCUAGUUUUUGUUCAAAUGAAGUACAAAUACAUGGUAAUGCUUGUAUUUUCAGGGGGAUAUGUAAAAAAUUAUAACAUGCAAAUGAAACCGAUAAAAUGAUACAAUGGUAGUGUGCUGUGUGAAAGACUGAUGACCUCUGCAACUUCUGUCAAAAGGUAUAGGUACUACUUCUGUCAGGCAUUUUUAUAAGACAUUUGAAGUUUAUAUUCAGAGGUAAUGGUAUUUCAAUACAUUUUACGAUAUAUACUAAAGAGAGCUGUUAGUUGCCUGAAAGCUUAUGUUGGUCACACUGAGGGAUUGGAAGACGCAUCAGAUGAAUUUCAAUCUUCCCUUGGGGAAAAAUAAAACAAUGUUUGGUCUCUCAACAAAAAUGUAGAUUUGAAGUACCGUGGUCAAGCUCAUUAAAUGUUGACAUUGAAAAAAA